This is a messenger RNA of Bacillus rossius redtenbacheri, 1707 nucleotides long. Its product is annotated as sialidase-like. Bases 1 to 1707 code for a protein of 568 amino acids. NCBI's taxonomy places the organism in Eukaryota, Metazoa, Arthropoda, Insecta, Phasmatodea, Bacillidae. The transcript is spliced from 2 exons. The record is from RefSeq and is a predicted model, not a curated record.
AUGGAAUACAACACAAUAGGCAUAUUGUUACCAGUGGGGAAAGCAGCUUGGCUCGACAGUGGCUCGUCUCUCAGCGCGCACCUCGGUCCCGACAGUGGCUCGUCUCUCAGCGCGCACCUCGGUCCCGACAGUGGCUCGUCUCUCAGCGCGCACCUCGGUCCCGACAGUGGCUCGUCUCUCAGCGCGCACCUCGCUCCCGACAGUGGCUCGUCUCUCAGCGCGCACCUCGGUCCCGACAGUGGCUCGUCUCUCAGCGCGCACCUCGGUCCCGACAGUGGCUCGUCUCUCAGCGCGCACCUCGGUCCCGACAGUGGCUCGUCUCUCAGCGCGCACCUCGCUCCCGACAGUGGCUCGUCUCUCAGCGCGCACCUCGGUCCCGACAGUGGCUCGUCUCUCAGCGCGCACCUCGGUCCCGACAGUGGCUCGUCUCUCAGCGCGCACCUCGGUCCCGACAGUGGCUCGUCUCUCAGCGCGCACCUCGGUCCCGACAGUGGCUCGUCUCUCAGCGCGCACCUCGGUCCCGACAGUGGCUCGUCUCUCAGCGCGCACCUCGGUCCCGACAGUGGCUCGUCUCUCAGCGCGCACCUCGGUCCCGACAGUGGCUCGUCUCUCAGCGCGCACCUCGGUCCCGACAGUGGCUCGUCUCUCAGCGCGCACCUCGGUCCCGACAGUGGCUCGUCUCUCAGCGCGCACCUCGGUCCCGACAGUGGCUCGUCUCUCAGCGCGCACCUCGGUCCCGACAGUGGCUCGUCUCUCAGCGCGCACCUCGGUCCCGACAGUGGCUCGUCUCUCAGCGCGCACCUCGGUCCCGACAGUGGCUCGUCUCUCAGCGCGCACCUCGGUCCCGACAGUGGCUCGUCUCUCAGCGCGCACCUCGGUCCCGACAGUGGCUCGUCUCUCAGCGCGCACCUCGGUCCCGACAGUGGCUCGUCUCUCAGCGCGCACCUCGGUCCCGACAGUGGCUCGUCUCUCAGCGCGCACCUCGGUCCCGACAGUGGCUCGUCUCUCAGCGCGCACCUCGGUCCCGACAGUGGCUCGUCUCUCAGCGCGCACCUCGGUCCCGACAGUGGCUCGUCUCUCAGCGCGCACCUCGGUCCCGACAGUGGCUCGUCUCUCAGCGCGCACCUCGGUCCCGACAGUGGCUCGUCUCUCAGCGCGCACCUCGGUCCCGACAGUGGCUCGUCUCUCAGCGCGCACCUCGGUCCCGACAGUGGCUCGUCUCUCAGCGCGCACCUCGCUCCCGACAGUGGCUCGUCUCUCAGCGCGCACCUCGGUCCCGACAGUGGCUCGUCUCUCAGCGCGCACCUCGCUCCCGACAGUGGCUCGUCUCUCAGCGCGCACCUCGGUCCCGACAGUGGCUCGUCUCUCAGCGCGCACCUCGGUCCCGACAGUGGCUCGUCUCUCAGCGCGCACCUCGGUCCCGACAGUGGCUCGUCUCUCAGCGCGCACCUCGGUCCCGACAGUGGCUCGUCUCUCAGCGCGCACCUCGGUCCCGACAGUGGCUCGUCUCUCAGCGCGCACCUCGGUCCCGACAGUGGCUCGUCUCUCAGCGCGCACCUCGGUCCCGACAGUGGCUCGUCUCUCAGCGCGCACCUCGGUCCCAACAGUGGCUCGUCUCUCAGCGCGCACCUCGGUCCCGACACGCUGCCUCGCGCUGUUCACUCGUCCGCGCUGCGACACCGUCCCCGAUGCACCAGUUCUCGAUGA